Lepus europaeus (European hare) is the source of this 4995-nucleotide messenger RNA. It is a transcript of the gene MAP3K20, whose product is annotated as mitogen-activated protein kinase kinase kinase 20. Gene Ontology annotation, molecular function: ATP binding; protein kinase activity; protein binding. Gene Ontology annotation, biological process: protein phosphorylation. Gene Ontology annotation, cellular component: cytoplasm. The transcript has 12 exons. Bases 110 to 1474 code for a protein of 454 amino acids. Lineage: Eukaryota; Metazoa; Chordata; Mammalia; Lagomorpha; Leporidae. The record is from RefSeq and is a predicted model, not a curated record.
CCCGCCGCCGCCGCCGCCCUCGUCGCGCGGGGCUCCGCGCCCCCGGCUGCUGCCCGCGUCCGGCCCGGGAGCCAGGUUCUGUGCGAGGGUCGCCCUUUGUCAUUAUGCGAUGUCGUCUCUCGGCACCUCCUUUGUGCAGAUCAAAUUCGAUGACUUGCAGUUUUUUGAAAACUGCGGCGGAGGGAGUUUUGGGAGUGUCUACCGAGCCAAAUGGAUCUCCCAGGACAAGGAGGUGGCGGUGAAGAAGCUGCUGAAGAUCGAGAAGGAGGCAGAAAUCCUCAGUGUCCUCAGCCACAGAAACAUCAUCCAGUUUUACGGAGUCAUUCUCGAGCCUCCCAACUACGGCAUCGUCACAGAAUAUGCUUCUCUGGGGUCUCUCUACGAUUACAUCAACAGCAACAAAAGUGAGGAGAUGGACAUGGAUCACAUCAUGACCUGGGCCACCGAUGUAGCCAAAGGAAUGCACUAUUUACACAUGGAGGCACCGGUCAAGGUGAUUCACAGAGACCUCAAGUCAAGAAACGUUGUGAUAGCCGCUGAUGGAGUACUAAAGAUCUGUGAUUUCGGUGCCUCCCGGUUCCAUAACCAUACAACACACAUGUCCUUAGUUGGAACUUUCCCCUGGAUGGCUCCAGAAGUUAUCCAGAGUCUCCCCGUGUCGGAAACUUGUGACACAUAUUCCUAUGGUGUGGUUCUCUGGGAGAUGCUAACAAGGGAGGUCCCCUUUAAAGGUUUGGAAGGAUUACAAGUAGCUUGGCUUGUAGUGGAAAAAAACGAGAGAUUAACCAUUCCCAGCAGUUGCCCCAGAAGUUUUGCUGAACUGUUACACCAGUGUUGGGAAGCUGAUGCCAAGAAACGGCCGUCGUUCAAGCAGAUCAUUGCCAUCCUGGAGUCCAUGCGCAACGACACGAGCCUUCCUGACCAGUGCAACUCGUUCCUGCACAACAAGGCGGAGUGGAGGUGUGAAAUUGAGGCCACCCUGGAGAGGCUAAAGAAACUAGAGCGCGACCUCAGCUUUAAGGAGCAGGAACUUAAAGAACGAGAGAGACGUUUGAAGAUGUGGGAGCAGAAGCUGACGGAGCAGUCCAACACCCCGCUUCUCUUGCCUCUUGCUGCUGCAAGAAUGUCUGAGGAGUCUUACUUUGAGUCUAAAACAGAGGAGUCAAACAGUGCAGAGAUGUCCUGUCAGAUCACGGCCGCGAGUAACGGGGAGGGCCACGGCGUGAGCCCCAGCCUGCAGGCCAUGAUGCUCAUGGGCUUUGGGGACAUCUUCUCCAUGAACAGAGCAGGAGCCGUGCUGCACUCGGGGGUGCAGAUAAACAUGCAGGCCAAGCAGAACUCCUCCAAAACCACGUCCAAGAGGAGGGGGAAGAAGGUCCACAUGGCCCUGGGGUUCAGUGAUUUUGACCUGUCAGAAGGUGACGAUGACGGUGAUGACGGUGAGGAGGAUGGCCUGGACAACAAUAGCGAAUGAAAGCAGAAAGCCGAGUGAGAAAAUCGAGACUGUCCAGAGACACGAGCGAAAGAGCAAGAAACUCGCUAUCUCAGUCUGUGCAGACCCCAGUGGAGGAGGCAGAAAACCCAGCACGCAUGUCUAGGCCAACACACUUACAUGACAGUCGUUUCUUUAUCAGUUUCACUUUUGAUUUCUUGGCUUACAGAAAAAACGGGGCCGGGGGGUGGGGUGGGGGGAAUUAAACCAGAGCGGUAUUUAUGAAUCAGCAAGUCGGUGCCUGAUUAUAGAAACCUGUGGUCCUCUACACACUGUGCUGUUUUUAAACUGGUGACACUCUGCCUUUGUCUUUUCCAAUGAGAACGUCAGCGUUUGUCAUUGACUUGGUUUCCUCCAUCCGGUUGGUUGGGAAAGCUAACAUUUGGGGCAAGCGCUCUUCACCCCUCACUGUCCCUGACACCGGAUCCUUCCCUAGCGUGUCUGUCUGUUCUUACGGCAACGCUCCCUAAGGGGUCAGCAAUGGCUGCUGCGUGGCUUUCAGAUCCAGCCACUAGGAAACAGAGCCGAGAGAAGGGCAGAGCAAAAUGUUGUUCCAGGAACAGCUAAACAGCAAGAAUUUCCUGUAGCCCACGUGCAGAAGAAGUGCUCUGAUUUGAAACCAACCAGCAGACGCUGCAGGCUUUGUCAGCUGUCCCAGCCGUGGCAUCGAGGACAGGGACCCCUGCAGGCCUGUGAGUGCUGUGUCCACGCCUGCCCUGCUGUCUCAGCUGGGGCUGGGUGUGGCUGGUUGUCUUCCACGGACAUGUAUAAUCAUCCUGGAUGCUAAAUGUACAUGCAGAUAUUUAAAUAGGAAAAUAAGCGUUAUAAAAGGAAGAGCGAAGGCAAGGUGUCCUUCCUUGGGCAGAAGUGCUGGCUGAAGGGUUCUGUCCUCGCCAAGGCCGGCCUGCCCAGAGCCCUGCUCAGAGCAGGGAGGCCCUGAGAGAAGCCAGUCCCAGGGCCGCUCUGUAAACCUCGCUGCCCCUUGGCACACAGGACGUUAGCACGCGGUCCUCGUCAGCGCCUGCUUAAACGAUCAAACACUGUUUAAAUCAAAUCGCAGGGGCUGGCACCGUGGCUCACUAGGUUAAUCCUACGCCCUGCACCACCAGCAUCCCAUAUGGGCGCCGCGUUCUAGUCCCAGUUGCUCCACUUCCAGUCCAGCUCUCUGCUGUGGCCCGGGAAGGCACUGGAGGAUGGCCUAGGUGCUUGGGCCCCUGCACCCAUGUGGGAGACCAGGAGGAAGGACCUGGCUCCUGGCUUCAGAUCGGCGUAGCUCUGGCCAUAGCGGCCAUUUGGGGGGUGAACAAUGGAAGGAAGACCUUUCUCUGUCUCUCACUAACUCUGUCAAAUAAAUAAAUAAAUAAAAAUUAAAUCACAAACACCUGUAAGUUGACAGACAAAAGGACAAAGACUUUUCCUAUCUAAAUUCAUUCAUGUGUUAAACUAAAAUGCUUCUGGUGGUUCUUUAUUUUCUUUUUUUAUAAAGAUUGAUUUUAUGUAUUUGAAAACUGGUGUUAGAGAGAGAGAGAGAUCUUCUAUCUGCUAGUUCACUUCCCAAAUAGCCACAAUGGCUAGGGCUGCGGCAGUCUGAAGCCAGGAGCCAAGAGCUUUUUCCUGAUCUCCCAUGUGGGUGCAGGGGCCCAAGCACUUAGGCCACCUUCCGCUGCUUUCCCAGACACAUUAUCAGGGAGCUGGAUCGGAAGUGGAGCAGCCAGGACUUGAACCAGUGCCCAUAUGUUGGUGGUUCUUUCUAUGGAAGUUUUAAGACAGGAUACCAUCACAGAUGUUAGCUAACACUGUCUCUAAGUAUAUUUGAUCUUAAAAAUGUGCAGAGUUGCUGACUCUCACCCCCACAGAGAACUGAGAAUUACAGCUGAGUGACCAGCAUGCUGCGCGAGCUUAUCUGGAGAGAGGUAAACAGAUAGCACGCCUUGGCUGUGAGCUGUAGAACAGUCUUCACAGCCUUGUGACGCAGGCAGCACCCAGAGUCUGAUCAUGGCUCCAAGCCCUGGGUCCAGGUGCUUCACAGCCCUGGGCUAAUUGUUGAGUCCAUGUUAUGCUCAUCUUGAACAAGUGACAAAUGAAAACCUACUUCUAAAGACUGUCGCGAUAUUAUAGGUAGGGCCAUGUGUGAGGCACUUCAUACAGUACCAGGCCCAUGGUAAGUGACCAGUAGACAUUAGCUUAACGUCAUUAACUGUGCCAGUGAAAAGACUCUGAAAAAUAAGCAGUUUCAGUAAUCUCAGUGAUCAGUUUCAAGUGAUACUUGCUUAAUAGCAUGAAAUGAAAUUUUAAAUGGCUAGCUUUCAGGACAGAUAAAGAGAACAUUCUUAGAACGUAAGCUGUACAAACACAUUUGUUCUGUUGCUCUGGCAAAACCAAGAGCCCUGGCCAGACUCACCUGGUCGGAGGUGCUGCAGGCCAGUGCAGGUGCACCUUUCUCCUGGAAGCGGGGCUCCCCACACCCCCGCUCUGCCAUGCUCUCUCUGUCUCUGCACAGCAGAUGCAGGCCCAUGCCCCACAGGCAGGCAGCCUGUCCAUGCCCAGACACGGAGGAACGCUCCCUGACUCAAGCAGAAAAUCCUGGAGUGGAGCAGAGGCAGGAGUUGCCACUGUUGGCUGCCCAGCCUGCCCUGGGGCAGGAGGGCCCAGCAGCCGGAAGCAGACAGCCAAAGGCCUGGGGUGUACACGCCUCUUGCACUUCUUCCUGGCAGAGGUAAAGUCAUUUGUUCAGCGGAUACGGACUGAGCCCCUUCUCUGUGCCAGGUACUGCUCUAGGGACUGGCUAGAUGAAAGUCUUGGCGCUCAUGGACCUCAUGGGCUAGUGAAUGGUGAGCCACAGUCAACAAAUGCAUCAUUCAACAUGCUAGGGAGAGAUAAAAAUGGGGAAAAGAAACAACACAGCACGGGGGUCAGGCCCAUGUGAUCAGGAAAGGCCUCACGGACAGGGAAGCAGAGAGCUGCGAUGGUGAGUGGUGUCCACGAGCUACGAGAUCUGUGCACUUGAUGUGAAAACAUAAACCUUGCCACUCGUGUCAGAGUAGUCAGCAACACAUUCGCAACAUAGAAGCCCAGUGAAACUGGGCAAGGCAUUUUUUUUUAACUCUACAUAGAAAUCCAUCUACUUAAAAAUAGUUUUGGUGCAUUAGUAAAACAUCCAAAUAGGCCAACAGGACUAAAAGAGAAAAGCAACAGGACUCUGCCUACAGCCAGACUGACCGGUAGUUAGGCAGUGUUUCCCUCGCCUCGUAACUGCUGCCGUCUUCCGGGGGGGCUGUAGCUCAGGACUCAACCUUGCAGGAGCUGUGAGCUCAGAUACAGCAGAACGGGCCUCAGUGACGAGCUGAGAACCGAGCUGUGGGUCCUGACUAUGUCACAUUGGCUAUUCUACCUUGUAGUGGUCUGAAAAUGUUAAAAAGGCCCUGACAUCUGAGUCAUCCAAAUGAAAUUUUAUACUGCUCUCUGUGUAUAAAGAUUACUUAGAAGACUUUAGACUGUUUUCC